Paramecium sonneborni is the source of this 534-nucleotide messenger RNA. NCBI's taxonomy places the organism in Eukaryota, Ciliophora, Oligohymenophorea, Peniculida, Parameciidae. The record is from the annotation of a GenBank genome assembly.
AUGGAAUUGUCACCAAAAGCUUAGUUAAAUAAUUUUAAGAAAAAAGGCAUGAGCAUUUAAACAAUACAAUCAACAGAACCAACACCUAAGAAACAAAUUUCACCAUAACAUUCUGAAAAUUUCUUCAAAUAAAGUGAAUCAUCUUAAUGUAUUUAUUUUUUAAUAUUUAAAGCCAUGACUAUGAUCAUCAAUAAGGAAAAAUAAAGAAGAAUCAAAUAAUUACUUGAAGAAAAUUUAAAGUUAUUAGAGCAAUGUUCAGAGAAAGAUUUAUAAAUUGGCAGAUUAUACACAAAAAUAGAGAAAGAUAUGGUUUUAAGGACUUAGAGAGUUUAAACUCUCAAUAAUUUAUAAUCUCUUGAAAAAAAGAAAUAUUUUUUCAAUAACUAAAAACAAUAAAUUUUUUCGGAUUUGCGACAAAAAGAAGAAAAACAACUUUUCACUUUUUAUAGUCCAGAACCAAAAUAAAAUUCGUAAACAUUCAAACUCCCUAAAGUUUUCAAAGCCUUUCCAAAGUAAAAUAAAUAUUUUAUCUGA